Messenger RNA from Drosophila serrata, 2374 nucleotides. It is a transcript of the gene Gpo2, whose product is annotated as Glycerophosphate oxidase 2. Lineage: Eukaryota; Metazoa; Arthropoda; Insecta; Diptera; Drosophilidae. Gene Ontology annotation, biological process: glycerol-3-phosphate metabolic process. Gene Ontology annotation, molecular function: calcium ion binding; glycerol-3-phosphate dehydrogenase (quinone) activity. Gene Ontology annotation, cellular component: mitochondrion. The record is from RefSeq and is a predicted model, not a curated record.
UUGAGGCACGAGACAUGUAUGUACAUUAAACAUAUUUCCAAAAAAUCUAAAAUACCCCUUAAAUUUGUUAUUUCCGUCAGUUAGGCUCUUGUUUUAAUACUAUUUACACUUCGUCUCGCCGCAUAGUGUAUGGUUCUAAAUUUUUAUGGCAAACAAGAUCAGAAAUGGCUAAGAUCAUCCAGAUGGCGAUAAUGUUGGGCAGCUCCAAGCUGGGUCCCGGUGCCUUCAGGUCCGAUGAGAGCUCCAUGGGCUUGGAGCCGGGGCCGAAGAUGAAACGAGAGCUCCCCACGCGCAAGAUGUGCCUGGAGGCCUUUAAGCGUACUCAGUAUGACAUCCUAAUCAUUGGCGGCGGCGCAGUGGGUUCUGGGUGUGCCUUGGAUGCUGCCACGCGGGGCCUUAAGACGGCCCUGGUCGAAGCCGAAGACUUUGGCAGUGGUACUUCCUCAAAGUCCAGCAAACUGCUCCAGGGCGGUCUGGGGGACCUGGAGCAGGCCAUAUCGAGUCUGGAUGUUGCUGCAUUUCGACGAGUACAAUGCUCCCUGAAGGAGCGCAGGCACAUCGGUCACCUGGCGCCGCACCUCAGCCAGGCCGUGCCUAUUCUACUGCCCGUUCAUAAAUGGUGGGAGGCUCCCCUGUACUACAUGAAGCUGAAGAUUUACCACCUGAUGGCGCCUAAGGGCAGCAAGAGCUUUCAUUAUCUCAGUGCCGACGAGGCUCUCGAAGUUUUUCCCCUGCUUCAGCGACAGGAGCUGUUCGGCGCUUUCGUCUUUUAUGAGGUCCAGCACGAUGAUGCGAGGAUUUGCCUCUCCCUGGCCCUGACAGCGGCUCGAUACGGCGCUGACAUCUGCAAUCAUAUGAAGGUGGUGCGGUUAAUUAAAAACAGGGAAGGCAACAUAGCGGGCGCCGAGGCGGUGGAUCAACUGACGGGAAAGAAGUACCAAAUCCGGGCCAAGGUGGUUGUCAAUGCCACUGGACACAUGAGCGAUAUCAUGCGCCGAAUGGAGGAUGCGGAGGCAAGGCCGAUGUGUACGAGCAGCUGGAACUCGAUCAUUGUGCUGCCGCGCUUCUACUGCCCAGAGCAAGUGGGUUUCUUCGAUCUGCACACUCCCGACGGCCGAUCUAUAUUCCUGCUGCCCUGGCAGGGUCAUACACUGGUCGGGACCAGCGAAGAGCCCCUCGAUCUGCCCGAAAAAAUGCCGUCCCACCCCAACGAGUUUGAUGUUCAGUACCUGUUGGAGGGCAUCAACCGUUUAGUGAGCCCCAAUUUCACUGUCCGGAGGUGCGACGUACUCGCUGCUUGGGGCGGCUACAAGCCUGUACCCGUCCAGUCCACCUCUAUGCCCCGUACUCCUCUCAAGAACUACAUAAUCCAUGUGGGACCCCGGAACAUGCUGUCUGUGGUGGGCGGAACCUGGUCCUCAUUCCAGGCGAUAUCCGAGAACGCGGUUAAUGAGGCCAUUCGCUACGGAGAUCUCUCAACGGCGAUCGAUACUUCGGUGAUGGGAAGGUCCUGCCAGCUGGAUGGAGCAAGCGGCUGGAACCCAAAGAUGUUCAUCCGGCUGGUUCAAGACUUUGGAAUGGAGCGCGACGUGGCUGAGCAUCUAUCCAAUACGUACGGCUCGAAUGCUUUUAAGCUAGCCGCGUGCGCGGACAGCAGCGGAAUGUCAUGGCCCAUUGUGGGCAAGCGGCUGCAUUCGGAGUUCCCAUAUAUUGAGGCGGAGGUAAGGCAGGGCGUUCGGGACUUCGCCUGCACCCUGCAGGACAUGGUGGCUCGCCGGUUACAAGUGGCCUUCCUCAACGUCCAAGUGGCCGAGCAGAUACUUCCGCAGGUGGCCAAUAUUAUGGCUCAGGAGCUGAACUGGACGAGCGAGCAAACGAGCCGACAGAUCUUCGAGGCACGCUCCUUCCUCAAUUCACAGAUGGGCAUCUUACCUAAGGAUAAUCCCUUGCAUCAAAAUAUCCCCAUUAAGAUGUCUGUACGCCAGGUGAAGAAGUUUGCCUCGCAAUUCAAUAGCCUGGAUGAUAACAACACCGGCUACGUUUCCAUCUCCGACUGUUGUAGGGCCAUGAAAAGUUUUGGCGUAAAGGAGGUGCCUCUGGACCUGAUGCACAAUGUCCUGAGCGACAUCGAAUGCCAAGCGCAGGGCAAGGUGAAUCUGUAUGAGUUUCUGCUACUCAUGUCGGCCGUUGUGCAGGGCGAUUCCGCGUACCUAAACUAUGCCCGGACGUACAUGGAGCUUAAAAAGCAGGCUUGGGAGAGCGGAAGCAGCAACCUGCCCGGCUUUGUGCAUGUGGAACGUUGCGGUGGCAGCCUGUAAAGUGAAUCCUCUAAUUUUUAUUUUUAAUAUAUAAUCCGUUUACCUUGUCCAUUUUA